AUGUCUACCCCACACCAUUUACAGAUCAUCAAUCCUGAUCACAGCCAGAGCGACGAAGCCGCCUGGUUUCCAAGGUUCGCUCUGCUUCCAACAGAGCUUCGCCACCAGAUAUGGAAAAACUCCCUGGAGCAUCAACGACUACUGAAGGUCGAACUGGAGACACGACUAGAUGAUGAAGCGCUGGGGACGCCACGGCACCCAAGGGCGAGCCAAGUCAGUCAACCCGUACGCGGCGGGGGCUACCACCUCGUGAGAACGAGCCACCAGGCAUACGGCGAGCUAUUACGCGUGAACGUCGAGUCGUGGGAGGUAGCCCUGCGUUUCUACCGCGUCCAGAUACCGUACUGGUAUUCUAAUCCCACGGGCCACGUGGAAAGGGAGCGUGGGAUCUUUUACUUCAAUCCGGAAUACGACAUCCUGCAGCUCGAAUGGUUUGAUCCCAUGUGUUUGGUCGAAUUUCUGUAUGACCUCAAGACGUAUGACCCAAAGGGUAUUGGCCUCCUCAAUCUGGCAUUGGAUAUCGACGACCUCGACAGCCAUGACCUGGAUCUGCCGCAACAGUCAGGCCAGGAAGCCGCCGUAAUGGAUGCCUGUAAAGACACGAUAUCGCAGUUGCGAGAAAUCAAUUGGGUGGCCAACUCCUAUAGCGGUCGGCAGGUGACGGGCAUGAUCAACGACUUCCCGCACGUGAAGAAGGGGGAGUCCAACCACUCGUGUCCCAUCAUGCCGGUAACGGUCUCCUUCGACCGCAUGUGCCGCGAUCCGCGACCCAUCGCACCCGACCUACAUCAGGUGCUAGCGUCGAUGGUCGAUCCCAUCUUUGUGCGCAUGCUGUGGCGAACUUUUCUGCGGGAAUUGGACAUCCGACCUGCGCAGCCGGCCAGCCAGCGCUUCAUGGUUGCCUGCAUGCCGAUCUCACACGAGACAGCUAUCGUGGACGUCGAAACGGCGGACGAGCUCCUGGACGUCGAGGACGAGCAGUGGCGGCAGGCACAGAAGCAGUGGCCCAAUAUGGGCUUGGAGGUUGCCGGGCAGGACCCCGUGGAAGAGCUGGAGAGCGCGGUGAGGCCAGCGGUGGGGUUUUGGCUGUUGCCCAUGGACUUGUAUCAAUUGAUAGAGGCCCCGAGUGACUCGCAGCCGUCGAAUUUGGUGUUUGAUGCGACGAAUCAUUGGCCGGAGUUGGGGUUGGCGAUUUUGCCUUAA
Messenger RNA from Anthostomella pinea, 1203 nucleotides. The record is from the annotation of a GenBank genome assembly. Lineage: Eukaryota; Fungi; Ascomycota; Sordariomycetes; Xylariales; Xylariaceae.